AUGAUCCGUCGGCACACGCAGCGCGCAGAUCGGCUUCGCGCAGGAAUACCACCCGCUCGGCCGGCUUCGGCUUCGCCGCGCGCUGUGGUAGGAGUCCGUGCCGAAUCGCUUUUACGGCCCGAAGAUGGUUCCAAAAAUUAUGUGUAUUCUGGGGACAACUCGGUCGUGUCGAUCUUGCGGCUGCGAGCAUCGGAUGCUAAUGAUUCGCUGGCUCGGGAAGUUGGUUCGGUUCUGGGGCUGCAGAAUACGUUCAAUAGCUAUCCGUUCAUGGACUCGAAGACGCCGCGGGAGCGAUGGAAAUCAUUGCUUAGUGUGUUGCCGCAGAGGGCUGAGAUCUUGAAGUUCUUCCAUUAUUACCAGGUCACAGCGUACCCUUUCAACCCGAUCUUAGCUGAUAUGGAUCGAUUUGAAUCCGAUCUAUGCACGUAUUUGAAUGCCCAUGCUGCAGGGGAGCUGAAGACCCCCGACAAAAUCACCGAGCGCUGGGCAACGGAUAAGUCUAUUGGUCACAUCGGUCUUUUGUUAGCCACCUUGGCAGCAGGGGCACACUACUCUGAUGUGGAAUAUCCUCGCCGGCUGGAGCUUACCACGGACUUUGCGCGCCGGUCCUUUCACGCUCUCCGUCUGUGCAACUUCCUUUUCCGGCCCUCGCUGGAUAUAAUUCAGUCACUUCUUAUCCUGGGGAAUACUCUGCAGAAUAUGGGUCAAUCAGAUGCUGCCUGGGCAUUGCUGGGCACGACAGUUCGGCUCGCCCAAACGAUGGGGUUACAUACCCAACGAAGCAUGGCACACUGGCCUGAGAAUUUGCAAACCAAGGCACGGGCCCUCUGGUCGACAAUCGCUUGGCAGGAUAGUCUCCUCUGCUUAUGCUACGACCGCCCACCCAUCGUAACAGUGUCAGGUUGGCCCCUUGAGAAGCCAAUUUUUGAGCAACAGGACUUAUCAUACGCGAACACCAUGCACCUGAUAUGUCGACUUGGCCUCGACAUUAUGCGAGCAGAAAGCGUGGGAAUCGGGGAGGUCGAGCAGGCACUCGACUAUCUGCAAAGACUAGACAGCAUUUCCCAGCGUGGCCUGCUCUAUCUUCAAUCCCGCGCAAACUGCACCACCCUGCAGCAGAACCUGGAGCAUUUAGCACUGAGGAUGCAUAACUCAUUUUGUGUCUCCGUCAUCUGCCGUCCAGCCAUGAAGCAAUCAUCUCCACAAAUUCUUCAUCCACAAGGUGAAAUCCUUCGAGCACGUGCAAAAGGAGGCUUGAUCGACGCAUCGAAGGCAUUUCUGGAUUUUCAAGCCCUCAGCGUCGUCCCGUUGCGAAGCUGGUCAAUGGUGCACACUGUUCUCAGCUCCACAUUGCUCCUUUGUAUCUGGGAAGAGACGCGCAAUGAUGCUGAAUGCCGCAGUCUACAGCAGCGCGUGAUUGAUGUCUUUACUUCUUCCGAUUCGAAGACCAGCGACGAUGGGACCUCCUUGUCUGAUAGUGACAGCCAAUGGCUAUCGGCUCGGCACAUCCGAGCUUUGGUUACUCUGAGGAGUGCAUUAGAUCGAGAAGGAGAGAGAAGACCAGUCGAGAAUGAGAAUCUGGCGGCAAUGGGUGCAAAUGCUGCAUCGCUGCCGGGAACUGGACCGGAGGGCUACCUGGACAUGUUCAAUUCUGUGGAUAUAUCCCCUGUCUCAUAUCUUGACUCGAUUAUGAACGUUCCUCUCUUCGACUUUUCACAGGAGGAUGGCUUUCUUUAA
Molecule: messenger RNA, 1737 nt
Organism: Penicillium canariense
Lineage: Eukaryota; Fungi; Ascomycota; Eurotiomycetes; Eurotiales; Aspergillaceae
Product: fungal specific transcription factor domain-containing protein
Exons: 6
Coding region: 1-1737 (578 amino acids)
Biological process (GO): DNA-templated transcription
Molecular function (GO): zinc ion binding; carboxy-lyase activity; DNA binding
Source: RefSeq, a predicted model, not a curated record